Molecule: messenger RNA, 5120 nt
Organism: Perca flavescens (yellow perch)
Lineage: Eukaryota; Metazoa; Chordata; Actinopteri; Perciformes; Percidae
Gene: sec24d
Product: SEC24 homolog D, COPII coat complex component
Exons: 23
Coding region: 152-3319 (1055 amino acids)
Biological process (GO): COPII-coated vesicle cargo loading; endoplasmic reticulum to Golgi vesicle-mediated transport; intracellular protein transport
Cellular component (GO): COPII vesicle coat; endoplasmic reticulum exit site
Molecular function (GO): zinc ion binding; SNARE binding
Source: RefSeq, a predicted model, not a curated record
GUUACCAACGUAGCGACCGGCGCUUUGGUAGAGUUUGACGUGGCACUCUGCUUUCACUGAGGGCAAUAUACAGUGAAGAGGACUCUGCCUAAUAUUCAGGUUGUCAAAACUCAUUCAUCUGGGGAUGAGAAGACAGUAACAUCCCUUCAAAAUGAGUCAACAGGGUUAUGUUGCUGCACCCCCAUACUCCCAAGCCCAGCCAGGGAUGGGGGGCUACCAAGGUGGAUUUGGGACUGGUCCUGCACAGCCCCUCUAUGGGUACUAUGGGGGACCGCCCCAGGCAUUCACCGCUCCACCAACAGGUAUGAUGAAAUUACCAGUUUCCUCUGCUGCCGGUAUGCCUCCACCCCCAGAGUCCAGUCAGUACAAUCCAAAUGUCCAUCAGAAUGGUGCACAUCAUCAAAGAUACCCUGCUCCACCAGCUGUUUCUGCUUCUUAUGGACAACCUCUACAGUCCCAAUACAACAGCAUGGCCUCUUCAGCCCCGCCUCCAACGCAGCAGCUCACCAAUCAGAUGAGUGCUAUGAACUUUGGCAACUAUGCCUCAGGUCCCAUGCAGAGCCCUCCUCCAGUAAGCUCUGUAGCCCAGCAGCCUUUCCAAACACCCCCUCCUUCAGCAAUGGGCCAGCCACAGAUGCCUCCAGGUGCGCAGUCACCCCACAUGUCCCCCCAGAUGUCUCCACCACAGUUACAGCCAGGAAAUAUGCAAAUGGCAGGCCAACCAAUGACAGGCCCACCGAUGUCAGGCCCACUGAUGUCAGGCCAACCAAUGACAGUUCCACCUAUGACAGGCAUGGGUAGACCCUUCCCUGGGCCACCUGCUUGUCAACCAGGAUACCCACAGCAAGCAGGUCAGUUUGGUGGAAACAUGGCUGGACCCCAGCCAGGCAUGCCAGGAGGUCAGUUUGGUGGAAACAUGGCUGGGCCCCAGCCAGGCAUGCCAGGAGCCUUCCCUGGAGCACCAGGCGGACUGGCGGGACCACCUCAGAAGAAACUAGACCCUGACUCUAUCCCCAGCAUAACUCAAGUCAUUGAGGAUGACCAAGGAAAACAAGGGGGAAAGGUCUACAAAACAAACCUCAGAGGACAGGUUCCACCUCUGGUUACCACCGACUUCACAAUAGAGGACCAAGGCAACGCCAGUCCCAGGUUCAUACGCUGCACCACCUACUCCCUACCCUGCACCGCCGAUCUGGCCAAACAGUGCCAAGUGCCCCUGGCUUCCAUCAUUAAACCCUUUGCCAGUUUGCAAAAGAAUGAGACUCCACUAUAUGUUGUGAACCAUGGGGAGACGGGCCCUAUCCGCUGCAAUCGAUGCAAGGCCUACAUGUGUCCCUACAUGCAGUUUAUCGAUGGGGGGCGUCGCUACCAGUGUGGUUUCUGCAACUGUGUCAAUGAAGUGCCAGUCUUCUAUUUUCAACAUCUUGACCACAUGGGCCAGAGGAUGGACAUCUACGAGAGGCCUGAGCUGUCCCUGGGAUCCUAUGAGUUUGUAGCCACCAUGGAUUACUGCAAGAACAACAAGCCUCCGAAUCCUCCCGCCUACAUCUUCAUGAUUGACGUGUCCUAUAACAACAUUAAAAGUGGACUGGUCAAACUGAUAUGUGAUGAGCUGAAGAAUCUACUCGAGAAUCUGCCCAGUGAGGAAGGUAUGGAGAGCUCUGCCAUUAAGGUGGGCUUUGUCACCUACAACAAGGUCCUCCACUUCUACAACGUGAAGAGCGCUUUGGCCCAGCCUCAGAUGAUGGUGGUUUCAGACACAGCGGAGAUGUUUGUCCCGCUGCUUGAUGGCUUCCUCGUCAACUAUCAGGACUCGAGGGCAGUUAUCUACAACCUCCUGGACCAAAUCCCUGAUAUGUUUGCAGACACCAACGAGAGUGAAACAGUCUUUGUUCCUGUCAUCCAGGCCGGCGUGGAGGCAUUCAAGGCAGCAGAAUGUAGCGGAAAGCUCUUCAUCUUCCACUCUUCCAUGCCCUCGGCUGAGGCUCCUGGCAAACUGAAGAACAGAGAUGACAAAAAGCUGGUCAACACUGAAAAGGAGAAAACUCUGUUCCAGCCUCAGAAAGGAGUGUAUGAGCAGCUGUCUAAGGACUGUGUGGCACAGGGCUGCUGUGUGGAUCUCUUCCUCUUUCCCAGCCAGUACAUGGACAUAGCAACCAUGGCUGAUGUGCCCUCGCACACCGGAGGCUCUGUCUACAAGUACAACAACUUCCAGGUGGAGACUGAUGGGGAGCAUUUCCUGAGAGACCUGAGAAAAGACGUGCAGAAGAGCAUCGGAUUUGAUGCCAUCAUGCGUGUUCGUACAAGCACAGGUUUCAGAGCCACAGAGUUCUUUGGUGCCAUCCAUAUGAACAACACCACAGAUGUAGAGAUGGCAGCUGUGGAUUGUGACAAGGCUAUAACCGUAGAGUUCAAGCACGACGACGCGCUCAGUGAGGAGACCGGGGCACUCAUGCAGUGUGCCUUGCUGUACACCACCAUCAACGGACAGCGACGUCUCCGCAUCCACAACCUCAGUCUGAACUGCAGCUUGCAGUUGUCGGAGCUGUUCAAGAGCUGUGAGACCGACUCACUCGUCAACUUUUUCUCCAAAUCAGCUUGCCGUGCCAUAUUGAACCAGCCUCUAAAGAAUGUGAGGGAGAUCCUGGUCAACCAGACGGCCCACAUGCUGGCAUGCUACAGGAAGAACUGUGCCAGCCCCUCUGCUGCCAGCCAGCUGAUCCUGCCAGAUGCCAUGAAGGUGUUCCCGGUCUACAUUAACAGCCUCAUGAAAACUGCUCCCUUGGUCGGCAGCACCGAGCUCUCAACAGAUGACAGAGCCCAUCAAAGGCUGGCCAUCAUGGGCAUGGGGGUGGAGGACACACAGCUGCUGCUCUACCCACGUCUCACCCCGCUGCACAACAUGGACGUCAGCAGCGAGGCUCUGCCGGCUCCAGUGCGCUGCUCGGAGGAGCGUCUGUCAGACUCUGGCAUGUUCCUGCUGGAGAACGGCCACUCCAUGUUCCUGUGGCUGGGCCAGGCGAGCCCUCCAGACCUCAUCCAGAACAUCUUUAACCUGCCCUCCCUCGCCCACCUGCAAGGAAACAUGUGUGCGCUGCCAGAACUGGACAACCCAUUAUCAAUCAAGGUCCGAUCCAUCAUCAGUGGCCUGAUUGAAAAAAGGGCGAACUCUAUGAAGCUUCAAAUCGUGAGGCAGAAGGACAAACCAGAGAUGUUGUUCCGUCAGUUCCUGGUGGAGGAUAAAGGCCUGCACGGCGGAGCUUCCUACAUGGACUUCCUUUGCUACGUUCAUCGAGAGAUCAGGCAGCUGCUCACUUAACCCCCCACCCCCCCCCGAACGCUCAGCCUCAGUGUUCCCUUUCCUGACUGGCCUGGGAGAAGCGCGCCAUCUAACGGACCAUGCACAAACCUUACAGGGUCAGUCUCAAAUCUUAAGGACGGUACACAGAAAGAAACUUUUUAAGUGUUUUAUAAAAACAGAAAAAAGGAAACAGGGAGAGCCUUUUGAAAUUUAUUCUUGAGAGUCAAAAGCUGCCUUUCCAACAAGGCUUUUGUCACACGUUAGUGUACGCACAGUAUGAUCUUCAAAUAACCACCUGUCCCUUGAGGAACUUCCAAGCAUUUUCUGCACAGAUACUUUGUGUGAUGGACUGUGGAGACUGGAAUGACAUCAGUGUCUAAGGCUGAAAUGCAUAAUGGUAGAACGCCCAUGAGCAUAAGCAAUACACCAUGUAUCUCCACAGUGCAGUCAACUGAGUUUUGCAUUUUAUUUUGGAGAUUUACAGGAUCAAGACAAGGGGUUAUUUGGGGUCAAUACUGUAAUGUUCACUUUAGAAUUCAGUAAAGUUAGCCAGUCUUUGUUAUACACGACCUUCUCCCAUACAAAGAGUCUCAGUAACCCAUUUUAAAAUCUUAAUUUCUUUAACAAUUAAUGCACAAAUACAUUUUACAAUAUUUAAAUGACUUAUAAAAGGGUUCAACAUUUGUACACACUUUUGCUGUCCUGUGGAAAAUGUCCUAAAACAAACCUACACGCAAGUAGUGUAUCCACAGUACCAGGUUUUUCAUAAUUUAGCAGAAACAAUGCCGCUGUUGCCAGGACUGAAAAUGAUUCCUGUCAUUACACCGUGAGUGAUUCAAAACAUUCGAUUCACCAACAACAACAAAAAUGUCAAAUUCUUUGACCAUUUAUAGCAGAGACUUGAUCUUCACAGCGUGCAGUGAUGAAAAAAACGUUUUGUUUUGGUGUUCUGAGAUUACAAUGAAGUGAAAACAGCUGUUGCUCUACAUGGAGAAGGACACACUCCUGUGUCCUGAUGACAAAUGACACACUUUUCCUACACUGCACAAGUCAGAAUUGGAACUAAAAAAGGGAUGAUUAAGGGAAUGGAUAGCCAUUGAUUUCAAUCAAUCUAACAAGAAAAAUAAUAAUGAUCUGUUCUUUUUAUUGGGAUUCAUUUUGAGAAACCCGUUCAGCCACCUCCAACAAUGCCAUAUUAUAAUGGAACUAAAAGGUGCCAACUGACGAAUCUGACAUGUGCAGGACAAUAAAAUCAUCAGUAACUAUUGGAUCAAAGUUUUUGUAAGCAGACUUUUUAGUGUUAAAGAAGCCAAAUUCAGUAAAAUCUUGUUACACUAACUAUAUUCUGCAAAAUUUUCUGUAAUGAUGAUAUGUAACAUUUCAGUCUUGAGUACAGCAAUAGCAUCAUACUGUAUUGCAUUGCUUGUCUUUAUAGAGGUAAUGGCCUCUGUGUAAUUCAUGUAUGCAUUUGAUAAAUAUUGUACGAUUUUGUCUAUGUGUGGCCUACAAAGUCUUUUUGUACAUGAAAUACACAACCUAUGUUUUCAAACUAUGACCAUUUGCCUUAAAUUCAUAUGAUAGUUUUAGAAACAUAUGAUAAAGUAUAUGUCCUAGAGGUCUAUUUCAAUCUUUUUGGUUUGUAUGCAAACUUAUCUCAGGUAAUUUGAGUACCUUAAUAUUUAAAGAAGUGAUUUAAAUUGAACUGGACAGAUGGACGUUUGUUUUUUGAGUUGACUUAUGGACAUUCACGGGCGUUGUGCCAUGUAUAUUUUAUUCCAAACCCUUAACAAAUUUUGUUUGAAUAAAAUUCUUGACAUAA